This is a messenger RNA of Colletotrichum paranaense, 249 nucleotides long. RefSeq lists its product as uncharacterized. The record is from RefSeq and is a predicted model, not a curated record. Bases 1 to 249 code for a protein of 82 amino acids. NCBI's taxonomy places the organism in Eukaryota, Fungi, Ascomycota, Sordariomycetes, Glomerellales, Glomerellaceae. The transcript has 2 exons.
AUGAGACUCAUUACUCUUCUCUUUGCCGCAACUGCAAAUGCAUUUUUGCUGAAUUGUAACGGUGGGACCGCCGGUGACGGAGGCUGUGAAGCGAAUGGCCUUCACACCUAUUGCUGUAACGAAUCUUUCGAGACCCCGAUCUAUGUCAACGUCCGCGACGUCACCGUUCUGUCGAAGAAUCCUCAAGGCAACAGUGACUGCAGGCCGACGGGGACCAACACGAUCGGGAGGGUUUAUUGUGCUGCAUAA